Linderina pennispora is the source of this 841-nucleotide messenger RNA. RefSeq lists its product as uncharacterized. The coding region runs from base 26 to 511 and encodes 161 amino acids. Lineage: Eukaryota; Fungi; Kickxellomycota; Kickxellomycetes; Kickxellales; Kickxellaceae. The transcript is spliced from 3 exons. The record is from RefSeq and is a predicted model, not a curated record.
CUUCGAAUUUCAAACCACUAUCACAAUGGACAAGCUUCGCGAAAAGAUGAACCUGUUCAAGGAGCAGAUUGAGAAGCUCACCGACGAUCUGGAGGCUUCGGAGUCUGCCAACAAGCAGCUCAUCGACCAGCAGACCGAGCGCGAGCAGGAGUUCAUCUCGUACCAGAACCGCAUUUCCGUCCUCGAGGAGGAGCUCGAGCGGAAGGAGGCCCAGCUCGAGGAGGCCAAGCAGCUCCAGAAGGACAGCGAGGCGUCGCUGAACCAGGGCGAUGUCAUGUCCAAGCGGGUCGACAUUUUGGAGGAGAAGCUGGAGGAGGCUGAGACCCAGCUCCGUGCGGCCCUGGAGGAGAACCGCAACCUUGAUCUUACCGUCGAGAGCCUGCAGCGCCGGAUCACCCAGAACGAGAAGGACGCCGAGAUUGCCGAGACCAAGUACGAGGAGCUCAACGAGAAGUACCUUGCCGUCAAGGCGGAUCUCGACGAGACCAUCAAGACCCUGGAGGAGCUGUAAAUUGUGCACUCCGUCGAUUUGUCUGUCAACAGUCCAUAGUCCAUAGCCCUUUGUUUUCAUAUUUACGCAAAGGGACACUGAAAAAAUCCAUAUAUCCACACUGGGCCAUAAGCUGGCGACGGAGGAUCCCAAAUGCCAAAAUAACCGAGUAGCGGCCCGCCCGCAUGUAAAAAAUAUAGACGAGUCCCCGCGGGACUAUUCAGAUAAUCUUUCCUACCCACACCAAAACAGAAACGAAACGUAAACAGUCUUUGCAAUGGCGGCAGGGUUCUCGGACACAAACAUCGCCGAGCUCGAGACGCUGCGCGGGCAGCUGCAGCAGCUCCAAGA